UGAACUUGUUGAUCUUACAGAGGAAUUGUAGUGGAAAGAAAAAACAAAUUUGGGGUCAGUUAGCCCAGUGCGGUUAAAGUGCUGAGUCUUAAGUGGAUUGGAAACCGUGGGUCUAUGAAUGAUGAUCCGAGCAAAGGAAAAGGCAAAAACCAAUUUGGGUUUUGAAAGCCCAGUCCGGUUGAAAUAUAAGAAGCUUAAUUUAGCACUGGCAAUGGCAAUUGAGGCGCCGCGGCGGGACGGAACAUCUUUCUGAGGGGAGAAGAAACCGUAUUAGGAGUUCUGUCUGUUGCUCUCAACCAGAGUCUCUCGUGAAAUCUUCAUUGGUUUGCGUUGUUGCGCAAAGUCCUACAGUUUGCAGUUCUAUUACGGAAUCCCAAACUUAAGGAUAAUAUUCUUCUUCUGUAACUUCAAUGUCUCUGCGGAAGCCCCCACUCCCUAGAAUCCUUCUCAAUGAUGUCUCUUGCAUGAGAAAUGCCCAACAAAUCUUGCGACAUGUGAAUGUUUCUGUUCAUGAUGGUGGAGCACUUGUGUUGACAGGCAGCAAUGGCUCCGGCAAGACCACUUUCCUACGUAUGUUAGCAGGAUUCUCUCGACCUUCAGCUGGUCAGAUCCUUUGGAACGGUCAUGACAUUACUCAAUCGGGCAUAUUCCACCAGUACAAGCUUCAACUAAAUUGGCUUUCCCUCAAGGAUGCUGUAAAAGAAAAGUUUACCGUCCUUGACAACGUUCAGUGGUUUGAGAUUCUUGAAGGUAAGCAUGGUAAGUCAUUGCCUGCUCUGGAGUUGAUGGGCCUUGGACGAUUAGCAAAAGAGAAGGCAAGAAUGCUUUCAAUGGGCCAGCGAAAGAGGCUCCAGCUGGCAAGGUUGCUUGCCAUUGAUCGGCCGAUUUGGCUGCUAGACGAGCCUUCAGUUGCAUUAGAUGAUGAAGGGGUGAGGUUGCUGGAAUACAUUAUUGCAGAGCAUAGAAAGAAGGGUGGGAUUGUAAUUGUUGCGACACAUCUCCCAAUUCAUAUUGAAGAUGCCAUGAAUUUAAGGUUGCCACCAAGGUUCCCUAGAAGGAUGACUUUGGUAGAUAUGCUUGAUCGUUCAGACAUUGCAUAAACCAGACCAAGUAACAUUCCGAUUGCCUGACAAGUUUGGCCAAUUUUUUCCCAUAUUUGGUGAUUCUUCAUGUCUUGGAGAAAACUUUUCCUUGUGCUAAAGCCAUUACCACAGUGAUACUGCUCGACACAGAAUCUGGAAUGAUCUAGUUAGGAAGCCAUCCAUUCAGUACAAUCUUGCAAGAAAUAUAGGUCUACACAGAGACCGAGACACAACACAGGUGCGCUUGGGCGCAUUGAGCUUUCUGAUUUAGUCUUUUGUUUGAACUAUGGGUCUCAAUGCUUCUUGAGGAGACGAGACCCUCAUUGAGACAGCUUUAACGGGGCCUUCUAUGUGGUGGGUCGAUGAUCUCUGAACUCGUAAUCUAUUUCAUAGCCUGAAAUCAGCUUCUGGCCUGCUUGCCGAUUGAACUCUGAUUGUUUUCAGGCUAUGUUUCUCCUCUGCAAUCUGCUGUUUCCAUUCAUCCUUUUCAGCAAUAGAAUAACAUUUUGUGAUUGAUGGCUCA
This is a messenger RNA of Theobroma cacao (cacao), 1605 nucleotides long. It is a transcript of the gene ABCI1, whose product is annotated as non-intrinsic ABC protein 10. Gene Ontology annotation, biological process: cytochrome complex assembly. Gene Ontology annotation, molecular function: transmembrane transporter activity; ATP binding; ATP hydrolysis activity. NCBI's taxonomy places the organism in Eukaryota, Viridiplantae, Streptophyta, Magnoliopsida, Malvales, Malvaceae. The record is from RefSeq and is a predicted model, not a curated record.